Molecule: messenger RNA, 1191 nt
Organism: Condylura cristata (star-nosed mole)
Lineage: Eukaryota; Metazoa; Chordata; Mammalia; Eulipotyphla; Talpidae
Gene: KIFC2
Product: kinesin family member C2
Exons: 12
Biological process (GO): microtubule-based movement
Molecular function (GO): microtubule binding; ATP binding; microtubule motor activity
Source: RefSeq, a predicted model, not a curated record
AGACCGGGAGGUCGCCGCCGCCCCAACCAGCCCGCUGCGGAGCUGUGGACAGAGCUGACCGGCCUGGUCGGCUGCCCGGAGUCCGAGGAUGGGCCGGGGUGUGGGCAGGCGGAGGGCCGCCCGGCCGAGGUCUCCUUGGAAGAGGCCCUCGUGCGCCUGGCCGAGUUCCUCGCGGCGCAGCUGGCAUCAGAAGGGAGCUGUGAGAAGCCUCCCGACCUGGGCCAGCCCGGUGAUGUCCCCCCACUGCUCACAGUGACUGGCCAGCUUCUGGCCCUCCUGGCAUGGACCCAGAGCCCCCGGGGAAGGCAGGCCCCAGGGCAGCUGCCUCCCUGUGACAUGGGUGGGUCCUCGUCCCAAGGAGAGAGCCACUCAGCCUCGUUGAGGGCAGAGGCCGGGAGCCAGCAGCCUCCCGGGCCGGAGGAGGACCGGCGGGCUUGGCCACAGCUGGAGCAGCUCGUCCUCGGGCAGCUGGAAGAGCUGAAGCGGCAGCUGGGCCUGCAGGAGGAGGAGCUGGGCCGCCUGCGUCUGGGCGUGGGGGCCACGGACUCGGAAAAGAGAGUGCAGCACCUCACCCUGGAGAACGAGGCCCUGAAGCAGAGCCUGAGCCUCACUCGGGAACUGCUGCUGCGCUGGGGCCCCUGCCCCCUCCCCAGGGCCCCCCAGGGGGCGGCAGAGGGGCCGGGGCAGCUGGGGGUGCAGGAGGCGCAGCUGCAGGGCCUGCGGGGGGCCCUCGGGCAGCUCCAGCAGGAGACGGAGCAGAAGUGCAGGAGGGAGCUGCGGCAGGUGCACGGGCAGCUGGCAGGGCUCCGCGCACGGAUGGCCGGCCUGCGGCAGGGCUGCGGCGACCUCCGGGGGCUGGUCAGCACCUUCACUCAGAGCUGUCAGGGCUCACUGAGCGAGGCCCGUGGCCAGGUGUCCUGGGCCCUGGGGGCGCUGUCGGCCGGAGGGCCUCGGGCCCCAGAGGAGCGGAGGUGCCCGACAGGCGGCCCAGGGCGGCUGCUGGAGCUCAAGGGGAACAUCCGAGUGCUGUGUCGGCUGAGGCCAGGGCCACCCUCCAGCCUGGUCAGCUCCGAGCCCGGCCCCGGCGGCACGGUCACCACCUGCUAUCGAGGGCGCCAGCGUCGCUUCUGCCUGGACUGGGUCUUCCCUCCGGACGCUGGCCAGGAGGAGGCACACAGCAGGGGACCCUGA